Messenger RNA from Caretta caretta (loggerhead turtle), 8553 nucleotides. The record is from RefSeq and is a predicted model, not a curated record. NCBI's taxonomy places the organism in Eukaryota, Metazoa, Chordata, Testudines, Cheloniidae.
GCGGUGGGGGGGGGGUGUCAGGCGGCGCUCCAGGUCUUCGGCAACACUUUGGCGGCAGGUCCUUCACUAGCUCUGGUCUUCGGCAGCCCUGAAGGACCCUCCGCCCGCCCAAUGCCGCCGAAGACCAGAGCGAGUGAAGGACCCGCCGCCAAAGACCCGGAGCUCUGCCUGACCCGACGGUCACUUCUGCUCGGUGGGAGAGCGGCCGCUGCCCCGCUCCCCGCCAGCCACGCUACUGAUCUGAUCCCCCUUUAAAUUUCACAGUUGCGGGAAAGUAUGAAUAGAUACAAAUGGAACAAAAGGCUUAAAAACAAACCACUAUUAUUAGUUGAAUUCUGCCAAGCCCAAGUAUAUACUAUUGUAAUGAGCAAUGCAUAUAACGGACAUUACUCUUUGGAGUGAGUAUUUACAAAAUCAAAGUCCAAUUUUUGGACCUCUGCAGAGAACUGCAAAAUUGCUAAAAAUAAACCCUGAGAAAUGAAAUUAACCCCCCGCCAAAAUAGAGGUCCUAGAAAUAGCCUUUCCCAUCCAUCCACAGAGCUAAAACUCCUCCUGGCUCACAUCUCGAUUGCUGUGACAUCCCCUUCUCCAGCCUUGAUAAAUGCAAUCCUGCCCUGCUCAGAUGCAUAAGAACAUAAGAACAGCCCUAUUGGGUCAGAGCAAAGGUCCAUCUAGCCCAGGAUCCUGUCAGUGGCCAGUGCCAGGUGGCCCAGAGAGAAUGAACAGAACAGGGAAUCAUCAAAAGAUCCUGUCACCCAUUCCCAGCUUCUGGCAAAGAGAGGCUAGGGACACCAUCCCUGCCCAUCCUGGUAUUCAUAAAGCUGCUGCCGAGAUCGCUCCCUGAGCCCACUGCUUUGUCUGUGCCACCCCUCUCUUUGCUUUGCAGCCCUGCACUGGCUUCCCCUUCUCCAGCUCCUCAAAUGUCAGCUGCUUCUCUUCACUCAGACAGGCCUUCAGGGCCAAUCCCCACCCGACCUUUCCUUUCUCGUUCGCACUCCCACCGUGGGUCAGCCCUUGCUGCCAGCCUCGAUCUCCCGCUUGGUACAUUUCCAGACAAGCCCCUCGGUGACACGACACCCCCGCGCUCUCCUUCAUGCUUGGGGGGAUCUCCCUGUAAACAUCCUUCUGGGCUACACUGCCUUGUGAUUUCCUUGCCCUCCCCUUUCCGUUUGUCUGGCUCCAGGUGGCGUCUCUUCUCUUAGACUGGAAGGUCUUUGGGGCAAGGACUGACUUUAUUCUGUGUCCGUGCAGCGCCUGGCGAAAUGGGGAUCCUGGCCCAUGAUUAGAGUGCCCUGGAGCUACCGUAAUGCACCUAAUAAAUAAAUGAAGUGAGACCCAUACAGACCCCUCCAGGUUUAGCCCAAGAUGCACCAUUUCCUUCUGCCUUUGAGAGAGGCAGCAGUGUGCCCAGGAUCAGCUCACUAAACAUGGCCAGACACCUGUAACCAGCAGCUAACAGGCAAAGGUGAAAUCGCACAUGUCUUGGGGUUAUGAAACCAUGACUCCUUGGGAGGAAGUUCAUGAGCGUCUCCCCAUCAGCCCCCCAGGACUAGGGGACUGCCCCUAUCCAGCCUUACUCCAGAGAGAGCUAAAGCCAUGGCAAGAAGAUGGAGGGCACACAAGUGUCCACCUGGUCUGCUAAGAGUGACAGUUCCCUGCCACCUCUCCUGGCCACCCAAAAAUGACACAUCUAGCAAGGCCAUCUAGCCCCAGUGGGGCUGGACGAACCCCAAUCAGGGCAGGUCUGGGUUUACUUGGUCCUGCCUCGAUGCAGGGGGCUGGACGGCAUGAUCCCAUCCAGCCCGACAUGGCCAUGAUUCUCUGGAAACACCACAGAAAGGAGAUCGGUGACCCCUAGCGCCCCGCUGGGGCAUCGGGGCCAGCCCUGAGUGCCAGGGGAGAGCCCCCUGACCCCACUCCCUGCAGCACAGCGCCCCCUAGCACUGGCCUGGGGCAUUGGGGCCAGCCCUGACUGUCUGGGGAGAGUGCCCCUGAGCACUGGAUCACUAACUCUGCUCCCUGCAGCGCUCUCUGGAUUUUGGGAGCUUUCCUAGCCAAGCACUGAGUACGUGCAAGCCCUCUUAGCUUGAGACUGACCAGUUCCUGCCAGGCUAACCCAGCUCUCUGCCAGGGGACCCCAUCAGGGCACGCGUCAACCCACUGGCAAGAGUCAAAGAGCGUCCUCCCAGGAAAUUUGGCAGCGUCACCUUCAGCUCUUUGGCCAGGGCUGCACUACACACUUACACUCAGGGGGGUUGGGAGGUGUGACAAAUCCCCACACCCGCAGUGUAGACAGCUGUAUGUGGAUGGGAGAGUGUCUCUUACGGAGGUGGAGUUACGAAGCAGACGGGGAGAGCUCUCUCCCAUUGGCUUAGAGCAUCUCCCCAGAUACUCUAGGGGGUACAGCCAUGCCGAUGUCCAUUUCUAGUGCAGACCUGCCCCAAUCUCCCACCGUCUGUGACAUUCAGGAUUCUUGGUGCGGGUCAGCUUCCCGGCUCGUUUGCUCACUGCUUUCAAAGACAAACAGGAAAAAAAAAACCCCUGCCGGUUGCUUUCACUUUCCAGAUCAUUCACCCUGCUCGGCGUCGGUGGCAGAGAGGCCAUGAGAGCGAUAGGAAACCGAACACAAAUCACUCUGUAAGCUCUUUGCAGAGUCGGGGCACCUGGGGCUCCCGGGAGGGAAGCUGGCUACAUAAAAAAUCCUGGCGAAGUCAGUGCAAACUAAAAUUUCAUACAGACCAUGACUUGUUUACACUGCUCUAUACACUGUCCACUGAAAAUGAUAUGAGAGAUUGGAACCAGCCGGGAGUUACGCCUGAGCGCUACCGGGGUGAGCAAGAGGGGAAUCGCACCCUGUGCCUUCGUUCCUGAUGUUCAGCGGAUCGCCUGGGGCGGGAGCCAGCCCUUCACAGACUGUCCUGCCUUUGCUGGUAGACGUCGGCUGCUCCACGCCAUGGCGCGAGUCAGUCUUGUUUGCUCACUUCACGCGAUUGUGCUGUGGACUCUCUGCGGGGUUGCUGGAGAGGAGACAGCCAUCACAGCUCAGUACGGGAAAGACGUCACCCUGACCUGCAUCUUCCCUUCCAAAUUUAAGAUAAGCUUCCAUCGAUUGAGCAUCACCUGGACAAAGGAAGGUGCCCAGGGCCAGGAUUUCCUGGUUCACAGAUUCCAUCUGAAGAUGAACUGGCUGGAGGGACAGGAAGAGGCUUACAGGGGCCGAACGCAGCUAUAUCCACAGGAAUUCCCCCAGGGAAACGCAUCCCUGAGACUCAGCGAUGUUCGCCUCCACGAUGAGGGAUCCUACCUCUGCAGCGUCACCUGUGAGCUGGGAAACUGGUCCCAGAAGAUUUCACUUACAGUGCUAAGUGACAGUGAAACAGAAAGGCCCAUCAUAGUUCAGACAGGGGAGGACGUCAUCCUGAAUUGCUCCUUCCAAUCUGAGUUAAACCACCAGCCACUGAACAUCACCUGGAAGAGGGAAGAAGAGGAGGGACCGGAUCUCCUGGUUCACAGCUACUGCUCUCAGCUGGACCCAUUGGAAACACAGGAUGAGGCUUACCGGGGCCGGACCCAGCUGUAUCCAGAGAGAUUCCAUGAGGGAAACGCGUCCCUGAGACUCAAGAACGUCCAGCUGGAGGAUGACGGGGUCUACACCUGCCACGUCAAGCCCGAACUGGGCAGGUUUUCCGUGCGGAUGAGAGUGGCUGUGGAGAAGGCUGCUGAGCUUGUCCAGAGCCCACCAACACUGUAUGGUCUGUGGUUGAUUGAUCUGGGAGUAUUACUGGUGAUAUUAGCAUUUGCUCUCCUUCGAAUGUAUUAUCCUUCCUUGCGGAAACUGUUGCUGAACAAAAAGUCGCUUCGCAGUGAGUCCCAACAGACUGCGUCUGACCAUAAAAAAGACAAAGAGGAGAGAAGUCAUCUACUCCGGGCAUCUCCGUUGACCUCUGUGGAGCCAGGAGUGGCCAAUCCCACGCACAGUCCACCUGCACAUUCCUCCCCGGGACAGACUGCCAAAGACAGGGGAGAACCAAGGGCUGCUCCUGGAGUUCAAAUAGUACCUACAUUGAUUUCUAUAAUGCAGCAGAAGGCUUUGGAGUACACCAAGUUAAACAUCGCCAUCAUGGGAGAGCUAGGCUGUGGGAAACUGUCCUUCAUUAACGCCAUGCGGGGGCUAUGUGAUGAAGACGAAGGUGCUGCCCCACUCGGGGAGGAAGAAAUGAUGAUGGAGCCAAAAGCUUAUCAGCAUCCCAAACACCCAAGUGUGACUUUCUGGAGACUGCCAAUAGAUUUUCAGCCAUGUCUCCAGCCGGUGAAAUUUGUCCACUACGACUUCUUUGUCAUCAUGGGUUUAGAGGGAUUCACACGUAAGCAUGCUGAGCUGGCCCGGGAGAUCCAGAAGGCAGGGAAGAUGUGUUACUUUGUGCGCUCCAAGGUGGAUGCAGAUUUGGAUUCUGCCAAACGUAGCCGGCCCUCCACCUAUGAUGAGGAAAAUAUACUGCAUGACAUCCAUAACCACUGCAUCAGGUGCCUGGGAGAGGGAGAGAUGAUCAAUCCUGAGGUUUUCCUCCUUUCCGCAUUUGAAUUAGACAAGUACGAUUUUCCCCGCUUGCGAGACAGCAUGGAGAAAGCACUCCCAGGUGCCAAGAAAAGGGCUUUGACACUAGCCCUGCCCAACACCUCUCCGCAAAUCUUGCAAAAGAAAAAGGAAGCCCUGCAGAAGCAGAUCUGGAAAAUAGCCCUUGUGUCCUCUCUUAUCACGGUUAUUCACAUACCCGGUAUCUCCACCAUUCUUGGCAUAACCAUCCUGCUGAUACUCAUGAGAUACCACUGCCUGGUCUUUGGCCUGGAUGAUGACUCCUUCACGGCUCUCACAAGGCAAUUUGGCAAACCAGCGGAAGAGCUGAAGGCCAUUAUGAAGCCCCCGCUGGCCAAGGAAAUUAGAAUUUAUGUGGUCUUGCAGCUCCUGUCCUCGGUUGGGUGCGGCAUAUUCACAGGAGCUGGUUUGUCUCUGUGUCCUUUACAGGUGCUAGGAUUCAAGCUGCCUGGAGGAGUUGCAGCAGUAGGAUUCCUGGGGGCUGGUGGAAUUUCAUUGGCUACCACGUAUAUCCUGCUGAAAACCUUUCUCAACAGUGCUGCUGAAGAUGCCCAAAGAAUCCUACAGAAGCUCAGUCCAUAUGACAACAGGGAAAGCUAACGAAGCUAACGAGAACAACUCAAAUGAGGAAGGAUUUCCAGGACCAUAAUUUUCAGGGCACACACUUCACGAGCACUAUGUGCUUAUUCUGCUGUUCUUGUCCCUGUUCUGGUCCUUCCUUUUGGAGCUCCCCUGGUGUAAUCCUCCAGCACAUAACUCCACCAGCUUCCACUUGACACUGGAACUGGGCUAAGAUUGUCACACAAGACGGGCUUAGAUUGGAAGAACCAGCAUCAUAAACCCGGGUCAACGGAUGAAUAGUGAAAUGAUUGAAUUUAGGUGUGUGGGAAAGAUGCUGGCAGAGAGCCUGAGUCCUUCGUGUAUUCCCAGCCCAGGCAGCUGGCCCUGUUCUACUUUCCUGCUCACAGUUCUUUCGUUCUUGUAUUGUUUCUUUUCCUAUCUAUUUAUAUUACAGCAACACUUACUGGAGACCCCAGCUGGGAUCAGGGUCCCGUCGGGCCGGGGGCUGCCCAGACACACAGCCAGAGACAGUCCCUGCCCCUAAGAGUUUACAAAGAGACACAAGUUGGGAGGGGAAAUGGAGGCACAGAGAAAGACCCUAAGCAGGCCAGAAACACACCCUGUGUCUCCUCACUCCAAGGCUAGUGGGCUAACAAACCUCAUGCCUCACUUCCUCUCUCAGUCUUUUAGCUCCGCUUCCUUGUUCGCCACUCAGCAGCAGGCUCCGUGCCGCCUGGGACGGGGCGUUCCCGGGGGGCUGCCCAGGUCCUGGCAUCUCAGCUCAGCAGCAGCAUUACAGGACGAGAAAUCUGGGCCUGGCAGCUGAGCCAUCUGUCUGGUCGCUGCAGGAGCUGCUGCUGCUUUCCCCGCAGCCUUAGGGACGCCUUUGCACAGUGGGGGCAGAGCCAGGGGCGUGCAAAUUUCUGCACCCUCGUGCUGUUCUCCUCUGUCCCAAGCCUCCUGCCAGACUAGCCUGGGGACCUCGAGAAGACGGUUGCUGAUAGAAACACCAUGUGUAUCGUUAUUAAUGCUGUAGGUCUCCCGGCUAGGAAAUGGGACUGAGUCCCUCACUCGCUGUUCGGUCUGUGUUACACCUCCCUCUGCACCCUGAGCCAGCCAGUCCCCACCUGGGGCCAGAUUGGGGCUGGCGCCUCGUAGAGGGAAAAGGCCUCAUUUCCCAUUCCCCACUUCCCGAGCCAGUCAUUUCAAGCAAUAGCAUUACAAACCGGGCGAGAGCUGAUGGUUUAUACCUUUAAAAGGUAAUUGCAUAGCCUGCUCACCGUAGGUUAGCAAGACGCGAAUACAGUGUGUCUGUUCACUAGCCUGUGUAAUCCCCUCGUCAGACUUGCUUUAUACUCCACUAAACAGGCAUCUUUUGGGACUGAGCGUUUGUGUUUCCGGACCUCGUCACUCACAGAAGACUGCAUUAAUUCAGGGCUGGUGGACGGGUCAGUGCUGGAUCGCAUGCACGGAAGUAAGUGUGUGGUGAGCAGAAAAUCUUAGGCCUUGUCUACACUACAGAUGUUUGCCAUGCGCCGUACUGUCUGGUACCUCUCAAAGGCUUGAGAUGCAGGUCUAGUCCACCUACAGCAUUGUUUGCUAACCAUGCUGACUGCUGCCCAGCAUCCUCUGUGCUUCAUCAGGUGUAACUUAGCCCCCAGCUGUUUCUAAGUCAGCACAUUUAUCCUUAAGGUGAAAGCAUGGCAGAGAAAACACAUUCAACACAAUAAAAGUGCCCGCGCUAAUAAUCUUCCCAGAGCUCACCCACAAUCCCAGCAGGGCCCUGGUAGCUGAUCAGUCCUGCAACCCCCCAUCGGGGGUUUUCUGUGGUUACAAGUUCAUCACAGCUGUUAGCGCAGAACAGGAACCCCCAGGAAUAGGCCAAGUCCUCCCAACCCUUCCCAGGAAGCACUGGGGCUCUCGGGAGAUUGUGCAACCAGAGCGAAUUCACCUAAUAAUCCUCCACCCCAAUGUUCUUAGAUCCCAAAGGCACUGUGGUUCCCCUCUUCCAUGGAAUUACAUACAAUCCCUGCAUGGGCCGGGGGUGGAGCCCCCAUUUCAGGGAGACUAGCCCCAGCUCCGCCCCUUCUACCUGCCCCCCCCACCCCUCCCACAGCUGGAGACCCGAGACCCCCGUCCCCUCGGAUGGAGGAGCCCUGAUCCAUCUGGGACCCCCUCCCGCCUCCCCACAGCCAGUGUAGUGCGAGAAAUUGCUAUCUCCAAUACAAUACACCCACACAGCGUAUACAGCCUUUGAUUCCCCCCAUCCUGGAGUUGGUGUGAAUUGGCCAGUUGCCAAGGGCAAGUGAGAAUGUCUCAUUACAGGGGGAGAUUCCCAGCAAGACUUACAAGAACUUUGCUGUGCACAGUCUGGCAAAAUACCUUGCUCGCCUCAGCAGGCUCCGUCCUUUUUAGCCUUGGAGGCUCAGGUUUGGGGCAAGGCAAAUCCUUAUAGGUGGCACAGGGUCCUGCUACUCCUCUCCUCAGUCAGUCCCUUGGGCCUGUUUUCCUUCCCUCCUGGGGAGUGAGUGCAGCCUCCCUACUGGGAAGGUCUGGUGUCUUGCUGCAAACAGCCUACUAGCCCCUUCCGUGCUCCCCUCACUUUCCCCCUCCUUCCAGCCAGGGGAGGGUUUUAAAAGGUCCCAAGCAGUUGGAGUCAGCCGAACCGAAUCGCUUCCCUAGCAACCCCUUUCCCAGCUGAACCUUAUUGCCCCCUGGUUCUCUCUCCUCAGUGGAUAGGGAGGGGCCUUUUAAUCCCCUGGGACUAAUUAUUACCCCCCUUUUGUAGCUGUUUGUCCUGGGUUUACCCCGAUAGCAACAUUACAGCUUUCAGGUUAGCUUUGAGAGCAUCAGGGUAAUUCAGGCACCUGGCUUGGCAAGGAUGUAAACAAUAUGGUCCCAAUAAGGCAAUAAAAUCAACAAACUUAAACAGCUUAAUGUAUACAUCUUACACACACCAGCCGAGUCUCUCUCUCUCACUCACACACACACACACUAGUUCUAUCCAUCGUGCGCUUGGCUGGUGUCGAUCUUCAGAAUGCGUUCCCUUUUCUCCUUUCUUUCAUGGGUUGAGCAGUGAAAUAGUUCACAGUGUGGCCAUUAAAAGCUUUAUUUGCAGUUACACUAAAGCCUCUUGAAAGCCCCUUGACACUGGCAGAGCAACCGAAAGUGGGUGUAUAUUAUAGACACCCCCUCUGAGGCCCUUCAGGAUCAUCCCAAGUGUUUGAGUUCGCGCCCACGGGAAUGAACGGGGCAAUUCACACCUCACAGCAAGCGUUUCAGGCUCUCUGCAACCUUAGGCUUGGUCUACACUUACAACUUAGCUAUGUACAGCCGCGUCUGCACUACAAAAUAAACUCAACCUCGCUUCGGUCGGCAAACAGCCGCUGCAGUAAGUA